AUGGAGCAAGAGAAGGAAAGGGAAGUAGGAGAGGGAUCCGAAGAAGCGGCGAGAGGGAAGGAAGGGUUUGAAGAGGAUACAGAGAGAACGGCGGAGAUGAGCCGUAAGGAGAAGCGAAAAGCGAUGAAGAAAUCAAAGAGGAAGCAGGUGAGGAAGGAGGUAGCGGAGAAGGAGAGAGAGGAGGCGGAAGCGAAACUAAACGAUCCGGUCGAACAGGAGAGGCUGAAGGCGAUUGAGGAAGAGGAGGCGCGGAUGAGAGAAAAGGAGCUCAGGGAGUUCGAGGAGAGUGAGAGAGCUUGGAGAGAGGCUAUGGAGGUGAAGAGGAAGAGAGAAGAGGAAGAAGAAGCGAAACGGGAAGAGGAAGAGAGGCGUUGGAAGGAUCUAAACGAAUUGAGAAAACUCGAGGCGAGUGGGAGUGAUAAAUGUGGCGAGGAUGAGGAUGGUGAAUAUGAAUAUAUUGAAGAAGGGCCUCCAGAAAUUAUAUUCCAGGGGAAUGAGAUCAUCCUUAGGAAGAACAAAGUGAGGGUUCCAAAGAAAUCAAUAGUUCAGGUGGAUAAAAAUGAGAUUGAUGACAGCCCUACAUCAAAUCCUUUACCUCCGGGAACCAAAGCUUGUGCCGAUCAUCAGGGUGUUGGUUCUGCGCAACAGCUUCAGGGGAAUGUUGCACAAGAAGCACCCAACUUUGGAACUGAGCAGGACAAAGCUCAUUGUCCUUUCCAUAUGAAGACUGGAGCUUGUCGAUUUGGCCCGCGUUGCAGCAGAGUUCAUUUCUACCCAGAUAAAUCGUGCACUCUACUGAUGAAGAACAUGUAUAAUGGUCCUGGCAUUGCGUGGGAACAAGAUGAGGGGCUUGAGUAUACAGACGAGGAGGCUGAAUCUUGUUACGAAGAUUUUUAUGAAGAUGUUCAUACAGAGUUUCUGAAGUAUGGAGAACUUAUUAAUUUCAAGGUGUGUAGAAAUGGCUCAUUCCACUUGAAGGGCAAUGUAUAUGUACAAUACAGAUCACUGGAAUCAGCUAUUCUUGCUUACCAGUCCAUUAAUGGUCGAUACUUUGCUGGUAAACAGGUGAGUUGCGAAUUUGUCAACAUCUCAAGAUGGAGAGUCGCCAUAUGUGGGGAGUACAUGAAGUCCAGGCUUAAAACUUGCUCUCGUGGAUCUGCGUGCAAUUUUCUCCAUUGUUUCCGAAACCCUGGUGGAGACUAUGAAUGGGCUGACCAUGACAAACCACCUCCACGAUUCUGGAUUCACAAAAUGUCUGCUUUAUUUGGUUAUUCAGAUGAAGACUCGAAGCACAUGGAGCGUGAAUAUUCAGGGACGUCAAAUGAUUUGAGAUCAGACCGACCAACAGAUUCACAUAGACAACCUUCACGAAGAUCUAGAUCAAGGGACCAUGAGCAUGUGAACAUUGGAUCUAAGCCUUCUUAUAGAAGCCGUAAGAAUCAUGGUGAUACUCGGGACAGUACUCAUGGACACAAACUUAGUAGGCAUGACGAGAACUCUCAUGAUGGGGAUGAAAGUCCUACCAGUACUAAGGACACAUCGCAGCGUGAAAGCAAAUGGUCUGAGCACUCUCCUGGACAUCGGGUGACAAGAAAGAGAAUCCAUGGGAGGUAUGCUGAUGAUAGUUCUCCUGAUGGAGAUUACGAUGCCAGGAGAGAGAAUGGUGACAAACGGAGAAGGUCGAGGCGUUAUAGCAGAAGAGGCUCAGAUUCAGAAGUUCAAGAACGGCUGGAAGAUGAAAAGGAUACGAGAACCCACCGGUCUAGCUCUGACAGGAGAUCAAGAAGAGAGAAUAGGGGGGGAUCAUCAGCUGAUCGGGAGGAAAGUCAUGAACGUGAUAUGGUUUAUGAUAAGUCGCAGAGAGAAAGAUCAAAACAUCGGCGUGAAAGAAGCAGCUCAAGAUAUUCGCACGAGGAACAUUCGAGUGAAAGUAGACAUCGUCCGCGUAAAGGAUCAGAUCGUCGAGACGAUGGGACAAAUGAGAGGAAGAGGAGUGUGGAAACUAGCCCCAGAGAGUAUGAGUCAGAUGAAUAUAGGGACAGAAGCAAACAGAGACAUAGGUACAAGACUCGAGACUCUGAUUCUGAUGGGAGCAGGAAGAGAAAACGACGUGGAAGAAGCUCGGGAAGUAGUGUUAGCGUCCAAGAAUCGCAAGAGCUCAGCAGGAUUCGAAAGAGGGAUAAUGAAAGUGACUCCUCAAGUGAAGAGAGUUGGGAUAGAGAAACAUACAAAGAGAGACCUCAUCGCCGUAACAAAAGAAGAAGGUCGCAACACUCGCACGACCAGACUCCUAAAUUUCAUGAAGAAUCAGAGGAAGACGAAGGAGAGUUUGAGCGUUGGAGACCAAUGUAA
Messenger RNA from Microthlaspi erraticum, 2352 nucleotides. The record is from the annotation of a GenBank genome assembly. NCBI's taxonomy places the organism in Eukaryota, Viridiplantae, Streptophyta, Magnoliopsida, Brassicales, Brassicaceae.